Messenger RNA from Closterium sp. NIES-67, 2171 nucleotides. The record is from the annotation of a GenBank genome assembly. NCBI's taxonomy places the organism in Eukaryota, Viridiplantae, Streptophyta, Zygnematophyceae, Desmidiales, Closteriaceae.
AUUUCCGCCCUGGAAACGGCCUGCUUAUUGAUAACCACUAUGUCGUGUGGUGUAUCGUAAGCCGAGCUCUGACUGGCCUAACUCUCGGCGCUGCGGCGCCGAUGGAUGUGGUACGGGUACAUAAGCUUCUCUCGAUGGCGAACCUAUCAUUCAGUUAACCAGCUCGAUCAAACAGCUGCAGCAUUCGCCGCAUUCCCCUGAGAAGAAUCAGCACUUUCUCCUGAGUUGAGAGUUCCGUCGCCUGGCAUUGACCCACUCCUAAACAGGCCCUCCUGAUCUCUUCCCCAGUUCUCUCAGAGCCUCGCAUUCACUCGAACGUACGACAAUGGCGCGCAGCAGCAGCAGCAGCAGCAGCCGCAGCAGCGGCCGCACCGGAUCCGCGGUAACCCUCUCCCUCUCCCUCCUCCUCCUCCUCGCCGUCUCCAUCCUCCUCCCCGUGUCCCGCGCCGACGGCUCAUCAUCCAACGGCUCAUCAUCCAGCGGCUCAUCAUCCGACGGUCCGGACGGCCCGAAGAAGGUGGGCAAAUCCGCGGGGUCGAUCACGAGCGUGGUGAACAACCCGAAGCCCGACGGGCAGGGCGAGCAGGACGACGGCUUCCGCGCGGACGUCCCCAAGGUCGUGCUCGCGCAGGAAGAGCCUGGGGCGACGUUCGUCGACACGACGCAGGACUCCGUCGCAAUUCCCGAUGUGAAGAAGGCCGGGUGGAACGCCAUGAAGUGCCCCGCGCAUCUGCCGGUGCCCGGGCAGGGCGCGUGCACGCCUGCGAACUGCAGCAAGGGCGGGAUCCCCGCCAAGUGGAAGACGUCGAAUCUGCUGAAGCAUAAGCUGGGGAUCGAGGUGUACGUUAAGGGGAAUCCGUUGACGGUCAAGAAGGCGUCGCCGCAGACGUGCUGUAAUACGUGCGCGGCCACCCCGAGGUGCACGUACUGGCAGUACAUCCCCGACAUCACCAUCGACGGCACCAAGACCCCCGGCGCGUGCUUCCUGGUGCACGACGAGAUUGACUACACGUGCGGGCAGCUCAUUGCGCAGUAUGCCACGGAGAGCAAGCCCGUGCACCUGCAGGUCCGCACCGGCGGGGAGUGCAACGACGCACCCGGGAUCCUCAACGACCCGCACCUGGUGGGCGCGCACGGCACGCACUUCGACUUCAAUGGCCGCCCCGACCGCUCCUUCUGCCUGCUCACUGACCGUGACCUGCACGUGAACAUGCUGCUCCGGGGGUACUACGAUGAGCGCACCGAGGGCGCAGCUCUCGUGGUGGACGGCAAGGCAGUUCACACGUGGAUCAAGGAGGUCGGCAUCGUGUGGACGGCCAAUGGCGUGGACCACAAGGUGCGCCUGGCAGCGCGCAGCGGCAAGCAGCAGGAGCGCGGUGACGGCUUCAUGAAGACAAUCGAGAUCGACGGGUCCACCAUCCGCCGCAUGGCCCUCGGGGACUCCGUCUCCGCUACAGGCGGCCUCACUAUCACCUUCAAGGAUCUCGAGCAGGAGGGCCCGUUCGACGUGGACUACUACACUCUCACAAUCGACGGACUCGUGUCCCUUGACCUGCGCCUGCGCAUCGCCAACCCGAAGCUGCAGACCGCCACCGAUGCUGAGGCGCAUAUUAACGUGGGGAUCGUGGAGCUGGAGCACACGGACGAGAUCCAUGGCGUGCUGGGGCAGACGUACCGCGAGGACCACGCGCAGCGCGCCGAGGAUUUCCAGAAGCUGAUUGCGUUGCUGCACCAUCCGAUCUCGGCUGAUGGGGCGAGCGGGCAGGGCUUCCUGGACGGAACCCCGCGGUCGUACGAGAGCAGCUCUGUGCUCUCUGUGGACUGCGCUCACACCACGUUCGCCCGUGCUAAGGAGCUCAGCCCGGUGGCUGACUAUGGCAUCUAGAGGGGGUGGUGAGCAGUGGACGGCUGAGGCUGUUCUGGAGACAGAUGCUGUGAUGUGAGAGGGCAUCCAUCCAGCCAUGGGUGGAAUGUUCUCCUGUGCAAGGUGCAAGGUGCUGGAGCAAGUCAUUAUACUUAUGACACAUAUACUCUACUGCACUUUCCUUUAGGUGGGCUGCUUGUUUUUUUCUUUUUGCUUGUGUUCAUUUAGUGGGCUGUGGUGGGUGGGCUGCGAAAUUUUCAGUCCUGGCUGUAUUAUAUCCCGUCAGUAAUAUAUGUCAAAUUAUAUA